Messenger RNA from Phragmites australis (common reed), 2042 nucleotides. Its product is annotated as FRIGIDA-like protein 3. NCBI's taxonomy places the organism in Eukaryota, Viridiplantae, Streptophyta, Magnoliopsida, Poales, Poaceae. The record is from RefSeq and is a predicted model, not a curated record. The transcript has 5 exons. Bases 1 to 1809 code for a protein of 602 amino acids.
AUGGAGUUAAGAAAUACAAAGGGUUCACUCCCUUCACUUUCCUCUCCCCUCCUCUCAUACCCAUCGCUGCUCCAAGCGCCGGCGACCCUGAUCUCCUCCCCCAACCACCGGAGGCGCGCAGGGCCGUGGGGGGGGGGGGGGGGGACGGAAGCGACGGGGAGCCCCUCCAUCGCCUCUGCCCGCCGCUGCGAAUCUGUCACCGUUGUGUCCCACAUGGAAUCUGUGGCUACUCUUAUGGAGUCUACAAGCUCUAAGUUACAGCAGCUUCAGCGGGCGUUUGCUGAGCUUGAGAGCCAGAGUGCUGUUUCCAUGAACCUGAAGUGGAAGCAGCUCGAGGACCAUUUUCAUGGGCUUGAGCAGUCGCUCAAGAAUAAGUUUGACGAGCUGAAACAGCAGGAGAAGGAGUUCAAGGAGACAAUUGUGAAAUCCGAGCAGAUGCUGGUGCAGCGGGAGGCCGCUGUUACAGCUAAGGAACUGACUUCGAUGAAAAGGUUGCAGGAGAAAAGAGACGCUGCUUUAGCAAUGAUAUUUGGGAAGUCCAAGCUUUCCUUACCUGUUCCUGCCAUCAACCCAAUGAACACAGCAUUGAAUAAUCUUGGUGUGAAGUUGCCUAAAACUGCUUCUGAAGAGAGUGCACACCUGCAACGUGACAAUGCUGCUGUGAAGCCUCCUUCUGAACUUGCUGCCCUCUGUGAAGAAAUGAAUGUUGAUGAGCUUCAUAAGUUCAUUUCAGACAAUCGGAAGAACUUGGCAAUCAUACGAGAGGAGAUCCCAGUUGCACUAAGGAGAGCAUCCGAUCCGUAUGGCUUGGUGUUGGAUUCUCUGCAAGGCUUUUAUUCUGGAGAGAAUCUAGUACUAGAUGGAAAAAAGGAUGGAAACCUUCUGGGUCUAAGAAGAACGUGCCUCUUGUUGAUGGAGUCGCUUGGACAGCUCCAAACUGAUGCUAUAACUAGUUGCAUAUCUGAGGGCCAAAUGCUUACAGGAAAUAUCAAAGAGCGUGCAAAAAGUAUUGCAUUGGAGUGGAAAUCCAAGCUGGAUAGCCCUGACAUUGAUGAUAGCAAUGGGAAUUGUCUGGAAGCACAUGCUUUUCUUCAACUCCUGGCAACCUUUGGUAUUUUUGGUGAAUUUGAGGAAGAUGAUCUGUGCAAGCUACUUCCCUCUGUCAGUCGCCGUCGCCAAACUCCCGAGCUUUGUCGAUUACUAGGGUUGUCACAGAAGAUGCCAGGUGUCAUUGGAGUUCUGGUGGACAGUGGUAGACCAAUUGAUGCAAUUAAUUUGGCUUAUGCCUUUGAGCUGACAGAUCAGUUUGAACCAGUGCAAUUAUUGAAAGCUUAUCUGAAGGAAGUCAAGAGCAUGUCAACUGUCAAGAAUGGAAAGGUACAUCCUGGAUUACAGAAUGAAAUGAAUGAACGUGAGCUAUCUGCCUUGAAAGCUGUCAUCAAGUGCAUUGAGGAGCACAAGCUCGACGAACAAUACCCCAUUGAUCCUCUUCAGAAAAGGGUGGCCCAGCUGGAGAAAGCCAAGGCAGACAAGAGGAGAGCUGUUGAAGCAGCAAAGCCACAGUCCAAGAGGCCUCGUGCCAAUGGAUCAGUCUACGCACCCUGUAUUACCAGCUUUCCUGACAGAAGCUUCUAUCAGGCAACACCAGCAGAGAGGCACCCCUACCCUUAUGAGAGGCAGAUUGUGUACGGUGCGGAGGCCCAUCAUCCUACGAUUAUAAGCCCACCCCCCUACACCAUAUCACCUGCCUACACACCAUAUUAUGGUAAUGGCUAUCCGGUCCAGUACCAGGUACCUUAUAUGCACUAAAUACUAAUGGAGAGAGCUAAGUGCAGGUGCUCUUUCUUAACUGUUUAGCCUUUAACCUGCUGCGUUGUAGUUGUAUCAGUCAACUAGGUAGUUUGCCUAGCUGAAAAAUAGUCAGACCGCUCCGUGUGUGUACUGAGUGUCCAUUGUGAAAAUCUGUUAAUUUUGCGUCCUUGUGACUUAUGACAUAAUUUACACCUAAUGUUUAGUUAUGAUGAAUCUGCUCAUGUUCUACA